Messenger RNA from Cheilinus undulatus (humphead wrasse), 2978 nucleotides. RefSeq names its product SWI/SNF related, matrix associated, actin dependent regulator of chromatin, subfamily d, member 1 (gene smarcd1). The coding region runs from base 38 to 1582 and encodes 514 amino acids. Gene Ontology annotation, biological process: regulation of transcription by RNA polymerase II. The transcript has 13 exons. Gene Ontology annotation, cellular component: SWI/SNF complex; nucleus. NCBI's taxonomy places the organism in Eukaryota, Metazoa, Chordata, Actinopteri, Labriformes, Labridae. The record is from RefSeq and is a predicted model, not a curated record.
AGCUCUGCGCCUCCACCGGCAGCGACACUGAGAGGAGAUGGCGGCCAGAGGGGGGUUUCAAUCGGCACCUACGGGAGGUGGUGGCGGAGCAAUGGGACCUGGACCACCGGUACCGGGAGCGGGACCAGGCAUGGGCCCCGGGACUCCUUCUGGCAGGAUGGGACCGUCGGCGGCGGCGCAGAAUCACAUGUACCGCUCCCCGAUGCCAGGGCCUGGAUACCCGAGACCAGGCAUGCCUCCAUCCAGCCGAAUGACACCUCAGGGACCUGCCAUGGGCCCUCCGGGGUAUGGCAACAGUCCAGUAUCUCGCCCGGUGAUGCCUGGCGUGAUGGACCCGUCUCGAAAGAGGCCUGCCCCCCAACAGAUUCAGCAGGUGCAGCAGCAGAACCGCAACCAGCAUACAAAGAAGAAGAAGAUGGCUGAUAAAAUUCUACCUCAGAGGAUCAGGGAACUGGUCCCAGAGUCUCAGGCUUACAUGGAUCUGCUGGCUUUCGAGAGGAAGCUCGACCAGACCAUCAUGCGCAAGAGGCUGGAUAUUCAGGAAGCCCUAAAGAGGCCUAUAAAGCAAAAGAGAAAGCUUCGGAUCUUCAUAUCAAACACGUUUAACCCUGCAAAGCCCGAUGCUGAGGAUGGAGAGGGCACGGUGGCAUCAUGGGAGCUUCGUGUUGAGGGGCGUCUGCUUGAAGAUACGGCUGUGUCAAAGUAUGAAGCCACCAAACAGAAGAGGAAGUUCUCCUCUUUCUUCAAGUCUCUGGUGAUUGAACUGGACAAAGACUUGUAUGGUCCAGAUAAUCACCUUGUGGAGUGGCACAGGACUGCCACCACCCAGGAGACUGAUGGUUUCCAGGUAAAGAGGCCCGGUGAUGUGGGGGUCCGCUGCACAGUUCUGCUCAUGCUCGACUACCAGCCCCCUCAGUUCAAGCUGGACCCCCGGCUGGCUCGUAUGCUGGGCAUUCACACCCAAACUAGACCUGUCAUUAUUCAGGCUUUGUGGCAGUACGUCAAGACCCACAAACUCCAAGACCCCCAUGAGCGCGAGUUUAUCAACUGUGACAAAUAUCUGCAGCAGAUCUUUGAGACUCAGCGAAUGAAGUUCUCUGAGAUCCCGCAGCGUUUGCAUGCACUCCUGAUGCCACCAGAGCCCAUCAUUAUCAACCAUGUGAUCAGUGUGGACCCAAAUGACCAAAAGAAGACUGCAUGCUAUGACAUUGAUGUGGAGGUGGAUGAUACACUAAAGACCCAGAUGAACUCCUUCCUGCUCUCCACAGCCAGUCAGCAGGAAAUAGCUGGACUGGACAACAAGAUCCAUGAAACCAUCGAGACCAUCAACCAGCUGAAGACUCAGAGAGAGUUCAUGUUGAGUUUUGCCAGAGAUCCUCAGGGCUUUAUCAACGACUGGCUCCAGUCCCAGUGUAGAGACCUCAAGACCAUGACUGAUGUGGUUGGAAAUCCAGAAGAAGAGAGAAGAGCAGAGUUUUACUACCAGCCGUGGGCUCAGGAGGCUGUCUGUCGCUACUUCUACUCCAAGGUCCAGCAGAGGCGACAGGAGCUGGAGCAGGCGCUCGGCAUCAGGAACACCUAAACGCAUUUUGUCCGCAGGCCAAAAUAAGGAGACAUCUAGUGUGUUUGUGUGCGUGUGUGCUUUUGUGUGUGCGUAUGAGGGAUGUUCAAAGUGAAGUCCUGACAGAGUUUUCUGACAAACUUAGAGAGAUAGAUACUAGACGGAUUUACUGUUUCUAUAGGAUGUCUGUUUUUUAUUUUCACCCUGCAGCCUGGCUGCUUUUGCAGUUUGGCUGCCAUUUCCACGUUUUUCAAUGUUUUUUUCCUCACAACACAGCUCGUAGUAUUUUUUGUGCGUGUACUAAAGCAUCACCUGAAAGCAUUCCUGUCAUUUUUGAUUUGUGUGCCCACACAAAAAUGCAGAUUGAACAUGAAUAAAAGCAGAGAGCAGAUUAUACCUGGCAACUCUUAAAUCAGCUGGAAUGUGUUGAUUCUGCUUUUGGCUUUUUACCCCCUUUUUUGAAAGGAAAUUUAAAUUUUCCACUCCUAACCAUCACUCAUUGUGUUGGAUAUUGUUUUAUAAUCAGUCGAGAUGUUUUUUUGCAGCACAUUGGCUGUUAAUGUGUCACUUUGUCUUAAGUUCUCAAUGGUUUGUUUGUGCUGCAGUCUGAGAGGUGUUUGAAGCUCAGUCUUGCCAGAAUAUUCAUCUUUUGUCCAAUCUAGUGGCAUUUACUAUGAAGUUUUUCCUUUCUUUUUUAUUAUUGAUGAUUCUUGUUUUAAAAUAUGUAUUAUAUCAGUACUUGUCUUGUUAGCUAGUACAGAUUAUCAAGGAAGUAGCUAGUAUGAGUACCUCUAGUCUAUAUAGUUUUGUAAAUACUGAGCAGAAAUAAACUGAAGAUGGAUGUGAAGUGAAACUGUAUCUCUUAUCCUGGCAGAUGUUUUCUUAACUUUUUGUCUAUGCUCAGAUAGUUGAAGCAGUAUUUAUAUUAUUAUUGGCCUUCGUUGUCAGAGCACAGUGACUUAUCUUUGCGACACAAAGACGGCGCCAUAACAUUUGACAAACCAGCUGAUCUGCAGGACAAAACGUUGCCUGCAUGCUGGGGAAAGUGAAAUCUUCUGCUUUUAGUUUGUGCUUUUUUAUCUGUGCAGAGAAGCCAUACACUUCAACCCUUCAACAAACUGUCAAAGUCAUAGCUUCUUCGUACACUGGCUGGAGAUCUGCCACCGCUUUAAGUUUGAUGGUUUAAAGAUGAGAUCCUGGCUAAAACUUUAGUGCGUGUGCAUUUCCACUGGUUCCAAAAAACAAAACACUAAUCUUGGUUUGAGCAGGGACAGGAUUAAAAUACAUGGUGGGAACAUGGGGAGUAAACUAAAACACUGGGGGAAUGUAGUAUUAUUUCAAUCUGCAGACUUUUUCAUGGACCAAACCUAUUUUUCUGUAUGUUCUUAUGUUAUAAUAAAGGCUAUGUAAAAUGUAA